AUGGCUGGCCUUCAACAAUACAACUUCUUCCCCACUGAUCUCUUGUACCCUCGUCCACAACCACAACAAGCUUCUCCAAAACCCACUGUGCUUCCUCUCCAAACCCCUAAUUCUCAAGAUCACACUCACCACCAACAACCACCUAGGACCAAUGCCACCCCUUCUACUUCUGCUCUUGUUUAUACUCAAAAGAAUCAAUCUCUUGCUGCUGUUGACAACAACAAGAUCCCCAAAUUCUCAUCAGACCCUCUUUCUUGGGUUCUUUGGAUCACCGAAGAUGAACAGGAAAAUACCUCAGACUCCUCUUGA
Molecule: messenger RNA, 309 nt
Organism: Sphenostylis stenocarpa
Lineage: Eukaryota; Viridiplantae; Streptophyta; Magnoliopsida; Fabales; Fabaceae
Source: the annotation of a GenBank genome assembly